GAUAUUCUUAUUAGGAAGCGUAUGAGCUAGGGAUAUACCCCACCGCCCAAUAUUCUAUAUAUAUGAGCAAAGAACAUUCAUACCAACACACAACGAGAAAAAUAGAUUCAUCUUUCAAUCUUUUUUUUCCUAAAAACGAAACUUUGUGUGAAGAGAGAGAUGGAGAUAGAACCAAAAUUCAAGAGAAUAUGUGUGUUUUGUGGAAGUAGUGCUGGUAAUAAAUCCAGUUACAAAGAUGCUGCUAUCGAACUCGGAACUGAACUGGUAUCGAGAAAUAUCGAUCUUGUCUAUGGUGGAGGGAGCAUUGGUUUAAUGGGUUUGAUUUCUCAAGCUGUUUUCAAUGGAGGUCGCCAUGUCAUUGGGGUUAUCCCCAAGACACUAAUGCCAAGAGAGAUAACAGGAGAGACAGUGGGAGAAGUGAAGGCAGUAGCAGACAUGCACCAAAGGAAAGCUGAGAUGGCUAAGCACUCUGAUGCUUUUAUCGCUUUACCUGGUGGGUAUGGGACACUUGAAGAGCUUCUUGAAGUUAUCACUUGGGCACAGCUAGGCAUCCAUGAUAAACCAGUGGGAUUGUUGAAUGUGGAAGGAUACUACAAUUCUUUGUUAUCAUUCAUAGACAAAGCAGUGGAAGAAGGUUUCAUAUCACCAACUGCUCGUCAUAUCGUUGUCUCUGCUCCUUCUGCUAAAGAACUUGUCAAGAAACUUGAGGAUUAUGUACCAAGGCAUGAGAAGGUAGCCUCAAAGAAAAGCUGGGAGAUGGAGCAAAUAGGGCUAAGUCCCACUUGUGAAAUUUCAAGAUGAGAAAGGACUAAUUAAAUUUCUUUAAUUAGGACAACCCAAUUGAAUGUUUCUCUCCAAAAUUGGGAUCCUCUUUAUUGAUUGUAAAACGUAGUCCAAGCAAACCGGAAAACAGAUUGACUUUCUUCUUUUUGUGUAGUUGAUCCUGUUAUUUAAUGUAUUUUUUUUAGAUUUUUAUCUGGGAAAAAGAAAAGACAGAAAAUAUGUUGGUUUUGUUUAGUUUGUAUUUUUGUAAUAUGUCCCCUAACGAACAACUCAAUCUUAGGGGGUUUUUCUUUCUUUCUUUUGUUAACGAGUUUUAAAUUGAAUUCUUGUUCUUAAGAUUUCUUUUUUUUU
Messenger RNA from Arabidopsis lyrata subsp. lyrata, 1134 nucleotides. Its product is annotated as cytokinin riboside 5'-monophosphate phosphoribohydrolase LOG1. The coding region runs from base 160 to 801 and encodes 213 amino acids. Gene Ontology annotation, biological process: cytokinin biosynthetic process. The record is from RefSeq and is a predicted model, not a curated record. The transcript is spliced from 7 exons. Lineage: Eukaryota; Viridiplantae; Streptophyta; Magnoliopsida; Brassicales; Brassicaceae. Gene Ontology annotation, cellular component: nucleus; cytosol. Gene Ontology annotation, molecular function: hydrolase activity, hydrolyzing N-glycosyl compounds.